CGCGACUCACGACGCACAGACAUCGUAGUCACAAGUUGUCAAGUCGAACUACUGGUAUAGUUGUGGGCUCUCUGCCGGAUAAUACUCAUUGGAUUUGGAAGGGGACUACUCGCCGUGCUGAUUGAGGUCUAUAUCUAGUAAUUUCGUCCACAAAUAUGAUGGGUGAGACUCAGUCGAAAAAUUUACAACCUAAAAAGACGCCGGUCACCGAGGACUAUAGGAUAUCGAGUAAAGUGCUAGGAUUAGGAAUAAACGGUAAAGUGUUAGAAUGUUACGCAAGAAAGAACGGGACAAAAUACGCUCUCAAGGUUCUCAGGGACACUCCCAAAGCCAGGCGUGAGGUAGAUCUACAUUGGAGAGCAUCAGGGUGUUUACAUAUUGUCAAUGUCAUAGAUGUUUAUGAAAACAAUCACCACGGCACCAGAUGUUUACUAGUAAUUAUGGAAUGUAUGGAAGGUGGCGAACUAUUUAGUAGAAUACAAGACAGAGCUGAUAGUGCAUUUACGGAGAGAGAAGCAUCACAGAUAGUGACUGACAUUGGUAAAGCUAUUUUUCAUCUUCACAAUGUAAACAUUGCGCAUCGAGACGUCAAACCGGAGAAUCUCCUUUAUAACGACAAUUCACCGCAUGCAUUAUUGAAAUUAACCGAUUUCGGGUUUGCUAAAGAGACAACCAAUACAUUGUUACAAACGCCGUGUUAUACCCCUUAUUACGUUGCUCCUGAAGUGCUCGGUCCAGAAAAGUAUGAUAAAUCUUGCGAUAUGUGGUCAUUAGGCGUCAUUAUGUACAUUCUUUUGUGUGGUUUCCCACCAUUUUAUAGCAAUCAUGGCAUGGCUAUUUCACCAGGAAUGAAGAAGAGGAUACGAAAUGGACAAUACGAGUUUCCAAAUCCCGAGUGGAGUGAAGUAUCAGACGUAGCAAAAGAUCUCAUUAGGUGUUUGUUAAAAACCGAUCCCAGCGAAAGAAUGACAAUUACUGAGUUCCUGCAACAUCCAUGGGUCACGCAACCAUCUGAGGUGCCAAUGACGCCAUUGAUGUCUGCUCUAGUCUUAAAAGAGGAAGAAGCUCAGUGGGAUGAAGUGCAAGAUGAAAUGACUAAUGCAUUAGCUACGAUGCGAGUAGACUACGAUCAGUGUCGUAUCAAAGACAUCAGGGAAUCCAGCAAUCCCUUACUGAACAAAAGACGUAAACAGAAAAACGUACAGUCGCAGUGAAGCACCAACGACGGCUCUGCUGGGCAACAAAUUAAAGUUAAAAUAUGAACCAUAGUAUUUUGGUUUAACUAGCAUUCUCAAAGAACCAUUGACUUUAUUUUAAAGGAGAGAAUUUGUCUCUCGUUAGUAUCUGGACGUCACAGUUACUGUUAGAAACGUGUCGUUUGACGAGUAUGUUUAAAAUGCAGUUGACCAUAUUUAGUCAAUAUAACCAUUAUGGUCAUUCGACAACCAGUUGCUGAAUAACCAUUUUUUUUUUAAAUUGAGUGAAGCCCUCUCUGAUAGAACUUUCAGUUUCCUCUGAUGUGUUUGAUGUUCAAAUACAGUGACCUGUGAUAUUAACCAAUCAGGAAAUGUGUUUAUUUAUCACUAGAGGCCUAUUCAUUCUAUAUAAAUUAUGUAUAUGAUGCAGGGUCUGUGACCAUUGGUGUUUAAUUUUUUACGAGAUUAAUGACUUAGGAUAAUCAAAAACUAUUUAGGAAAAAAUUUAGUUGCUAGUGAAUUGAAUGAUAUUAAUUGCAUUUUCAUUAAUCCAUGAUCAUGAAAGUAACUUUUAAAACCGCAAUCCUUAUGAGGGCGGGCGCUGUUGUCAAAGGGGUCAGGGGGAUGUUAAGGAUGUAUUUUUAAUUUAUGACGAGAGUUGUCAUCCACUGUGGAAGUGUUCCUAGCAGCCGAAUGAUAAGUAAAGUCUCCUAAUCUUUUGAUUAAAAUGACUGUGGAUUCCAAGUUUUGAACUACAAAAGAUUUUUUACAGGGAUAUAUAUAAAUAGAUACUAAUGCUGAUGCACCCCCCACUCCCUAUUCUCCCACCCCAAGGGGAUAUUUCCCUGAAACUGAAAUAGAACUUCAGUCAGAGAAACAGACUGAAUUUUAACUUUUAUCAUUUUUAACUUCUCGGUGAUUCUAUUUGGUUUCAGUGCAUGCAUCGUUUUUAUGCAAAGAGAAUUGCUAUGCCAAAACGUUUUUGUUUUUUUAACUGAUGUUUUUUUUUAACUGUUGAUGUGAGAUAAUUAAUUCAGUGACACUUGAAUGAUCAGUUGUAUGUGUAAUCAUGGAUAGACUAUAAAAUAGUCUGUGAUAGGCUCGUUGGUUCUGGUUUAAUAACCAGAAACCCUUAUUCUCAUCAUGUGAUCAUGUUCUUUAAAACAUUUAGUUUUGUUAUAAGGAGAUUAAAUACAAGUACCCGUACCACAUUUGCUCCAUUCAAAUCCCAUCACCAAUAGAACUACCAAAACUACAUUGUAAUAAUCCAUUACAUAACUGGUUUGCUGUUAUAAGAGACAUGCUUCUAAUAGAGCAAAUAUGGUAAUGAUAUACAUUACUGUAUUUGCUCUAUUAGAAGUGCAUAUGAACCAAAAAUUACAAUUUAAUUACAAUUUAAAAUGUCAUCAUUUAUCUGGCACUGUGUCUUGGCUACAGUGUUGAGACAAAUUAUACAUGUACAAGACAUUGCCACACACAGAUGGAUUUUUAUGCAUACAAUUAGUGACACUGGGAAAACAACACAUUAGAUUCUCUCCUGCACAUUCACAGAAAUUGUAACACUGCAGAGAUGAGCAAUACUUGCUAAUUAAAGAUGAUCAGUCUCUUCCUUUUUCUUUCCAACCAUCAUUACAGGUAAUGCACAAGACAUGGUUUAAAAGUGGCAUCUCUGUCACCAUAUCAACAUUGUAUUUCAGUGGGCUGUCAUCUCAGUGUCAAGCAUGGCUGCUAACAUAAUCACAUUUUGGUCAUUCAUGCAAGAUUUUUUCAAAUCCGAUCCUACGCAGAAUGGUCAAUGAUUUGGUCAAUUUGUAAGAUGUUCAUAGAUCAUGUAGGUCAGUGUUGACCUUCGUAACCUGUGGGCAAGGAUAGACCCACAUUUUAAUCUACCCAGUUACUCACAACGAGAUCCAUGUUAGAAAGAAAUGGAAUCUGUAAUCAAUAGAAACUAAAUUUAUUCAGUAAUGGCAAAGAUUUCUGAGGUCAUAUUUACCAAAAAUUCAAUUUAUUUUCUACCCACCAAAACUGUCUAUUUGUAUUUCUUAGAUGGGAAGGGGACUAUACAUAUAUUAAUAUAAAACUGAUUAUUGCAAAUAAUAAUACUGUUCAUUUAAUCUAUUUACAUAAAUAUAAUUGGAUGGUACAGUUGUAAUGGUCAGCCUCAUCACUGGAAUUUCAGGGAAUUUCAUGACUUGUGAGCAACUGAGAUACCUGGCUAUGCAGUUUAUGUAUCAACAAUAGGUUACAGUUUUUUUAUUUCACUUGUUUUAUAUCCCAAUAAAUAUAUCCUAAAAAUGUA
This is a messenger RNA of Saccoglossus kowalevskii, 3495 nucleotides long. RefSeq names its product MAP kinase-activated protein kinase 2-like. Lineage: Eukaryota; Metazoa; Hemichordata; Enteropneusta; Harrimaniidae. Gene Ontology annotation, molecular function: ATP binding; protein kinase activity. Gene Ontology annotation, biological process: protein phosphorylation. The record is from RefSeq and is a predicted model, not a curated record.